AUGUUACCUAUUGUGGUUAUUAAAGGCAAUCGUGCUUCAUUGUUGGGUAGAAAUUGGCUGAAUGAAAUGAAGAUGGAUUGGCCAAACAUUUUUAACCUUAAAUCUACUAUACAUUCCAUUGAUAAUGGGUCGGAUGAGAUUGCAAAUAUUUUGAAGAAAUAUGAGAGUGUAUUUGAAACUAGGUUAGGAUGUUUAAAGGAUUUUGAAGUAUCCUUAAAGGUAAAAUCUGAUGCUGUGCCAGUGUCUAAACAUGCUAGAAGUGUUCCAUAUCAUUUAAGAGAGACGGUGGAGAGAGAAUUGCAAAGAUUGCGAGACAUUGGUGUAAUUAAAUCUGUUGAUUUUUCAGAAUGGGCAAGUCCUACAGUUAAUAUUGUCAAGUCAGAUGGUAAAGUGGUAAUGGAAAAUGUUCAAAAAGAUAUACCCAAUGUUGCUGUAUAUUUGGAUGAUAUCGUUAUUACCGGUCCUACCGAAGAUAUCGUUAUUACCAGUCCUACUGAAGAUGACCAUUUGAAAAAACUUGAAUUAGUUUUGCAUAAACUUUGUUCUAGUGGUUUAAAGUUAAAGAAGGAUAAAUGUUCAUUCAUGAAUAAAGAAGUUCAACAUUUAGGUCAUAAGUUAGAUGCUGAAGGAGUACCUACCUACAUGUUUCUGAUGAAAAGAUCCUUAUUCUUGACUUGUGAUGCUAGUUCUUUUGGUCUUGGAGCAGUAUUGGAGCAAGAGAGUGAAGAUGGUUCAUUAAAACCAGUGUCAUAUGCUUCCAGAACAUUAACUAGAUCAGAAAAAAAUUAUGGUCAGACUGAAAAAGAAGGUUUAAGUGUAAUUUGGGCAGUUAAUAAAUUUCAUAAAUACUUGUAUGGCAGGAAGUUUGAAAUAUGGACUGACCAUAAACCCUUACUAGGGUUGUUGGGAGAAGGUAAGGCAGUACAUACCCCUCAUAUAGCCUCUGGUAGGAUCAUUAGAUGGUCAUUAGUUCUUUCUGGUUAUGACUAUAAACUGAAGUAUAAACCACGGUGUAAAAUUCCAAAUGCAGAUUGUCUGUCCAGAUUUCCUAUGCAAAUUAAUGAAUUUGAACCUGCGAAUGCAGGAGAAGAGGUUUUGUUACUUGAACAUGUUGAUACUACUAAUGUUAAUUCCUCUGAUAUACGCAGAUGGACUGAUAGAGAUCCUGUACUAUCUCAGGUAAGGUCAUGUAUUCUGAAUGGUUGGGAUAAUAAUUUUGAGUUAAAUGAAGAUUAUAAACCAUAUGUUAGUAGAAAAAAUGAACUUACACUAUUGCAAGGUUGUAUUUUAUGGGGAAAUAGAAUUAUUGUACCGCUACAGGGACGAUAUAAGGUUACUGAUGAGCUCCAUGACACUCAUCCAGCUUUUGUUGGUGAAGAAUUUCAGAGUUUUGUAACUAAGAAUGGAAUUCAUCAUGUUACUAGUGCUCCGUAUCAUCCUUCUACUAAUGGGUUAACUGAAAAUGCUGUUAAAACCUUUAAAACUACUUGGAAAAAAAUGUGA
This is a messenger RNA of Macrobrachium nipponense, 1503 nucleotides long. RefSeq lists its product as uncharacterized. The record is from RefSeq and is a predicted model, not a curated record. Gene Ontology annotation, molecular function: nucleic acid binding. The coding region runs from base 1 to 1503 and encodes 500 amino acids. Lineage: Eukaryota; Metazoa; Arthropoda; Malacostraca; Decapoda; Palaemonidae. Gene Ontology annotation, biological process: DNA integration. The transcript is spliced from 4 exons.